Mytilus trossulus (common blue mussel) is the source of this 486-nucleotide messenger RNA. Its product is annotated as 2-iminobutanoate/2-iminopropanoate deaminase-like. The transcript is spliced from 7 exons. The coding region runs from base 1 to 486 and encodes 161 amino acids. Gene Ontology annotation, molecular function: deaminase activity. NCBI's taxonomy places the organism in Eukaryota, Metazoa, Mollusca, Bivalvia, Mytilida, Mytilidae. Gene Ontology annotation, cellular component: cytosol. The record is from RefSeq and is a predicted model, not a curated record.
AUGAGGUCUGUUCUAAUAGUUUUGCUUCUCGUUUGUGCUUCUCAUGCAUAUAAUUCAUACCCGACCAGAAGACGAAUGACACCAUAUUCAAGACACAGACCAUCAUGUAUACCCGUUACAAAGAAGAUUAUUGAAACAGUUAAAGCUCCUAUAUUAGAUUUACCUUUCAGUCAAGCUGUGUUGGCUGGAAAUACUCUAUACCUGGCUGGACAAAUAGGAAGAGAUCCUGUUACACUUCAACUGGUUCCUGGCGGUAUAAUUCCGGAAACAAUACAGAUAUUCAGGAAUAUUGGUGCAGUAUUAGAGGCUGCUGGUGGUAAUUUCAAGGAUGUUGUAAAAGUAACAGUUUUUCUGACAAAAUUAAGCGACCUUACAGCAUUUAAUACAGUCUAUACGAAAUUCUUUCCAAACGAUUUUCCGGCUAGAGUAGCUGUUCAAGUAGUAGCCGUACCUCUCAUGGAUGAACAAUGUAUCGAUGUCGAUUGA